AUGUUCUCCAACCGAUUCUCGCCGAGCGUGAGCUGGAGAGGACCUUUCCAGCGAAGCAACAGACGCGGCAACGUGGGUUUCGAGCGGUUUCAAGUCAGGACGUUAACCUCAUUUGGGAUGAUAUCCGCCUAUUUGCCUAUUUCGUCGCCUAUUGGCGUAUGGGUACACGGUAUCGAAAUCGACUGGGCACCAGGUGCCGAGUCCGAGGGUGGAUUCCGAUGGCGCCACCGUCCUCGGAAAGUGGCCCUUAGUUCGCCGUUUUCCUCGUCGCCCCGCGCGCACCGCGGUCGCAAACGCGCCGGCAUGGUCGCGAUACCGCCCGCGCUCCGCCCCGCUUGGCGCCGCCGCCUCCUCCUCCGCCUCCUCCUGCCCCUCUUUCUCGCCGUCUCGCUCGCCACCGGCGUGGCGCGCGCGGACGAGGCGGCGCACCCGACGCGUAGCCCAGUCCGAGACGAAAACGUCUUCUUCGACGCGUACGAGUGGCCGGUCGGGCCGGCGCUCGAGGGACUCCCGCGCGCGUCCGCGAACGAGGACGAGGGACUGCUCGUCGCGACAUCCUCGUCCUCCUCGUGCGACGGUCGGGACGCCGCCUUGCUCCGCGUGUCGCCCUGGCCGGGGUGCGGCGCGCAGGUCACGCUCGCGCUCGGCUGGAACGUCGGCUCGGCCGACGACGACGACGACGACGACGACGACGACGACGCCUUCCUCAUCGCGUCCCUCGGCGCGGCGGGCAGGCACGCGAGCGCGACGAUCGCACACGUGCCGCAGGACUCGGGAAUGUCCGCGCUGGCGCUCGCGAUGCCCUCGAACGAUCCACUCGCGACGACGGCGGUGCUCGACACAGCUGUGCGACUCCUCGACGCGUUGCCGCGAACGGAGAUCGUCUCGGUGUGGGCGCUGUCCAACACGUACGGACGACCGCGGCCGGAGCUGCUGGCGGACUUUCGCGAGCUGCGACUGGGCGGGCGGGGGCACGCGGCCGGGGCGCUGAGGGCGGCGUUAGCGGCGGCGUCGGCGGCCGCUCUCGGCGGAGGGGCUUCGACGACGUUGACGGGUUUGGGUACCGACGGGGACCGGGUGGAGGACGAGGCGUGGUCGAGGUCGACGCUGGAGGUGCUCAGGGAGUCGUCCAGGGUGUUGGACCACGCGGAAGGUCCGGUGGCGCGCGAUCUCAUCGUCGUCGCGCCUCGUGUUUUCGACGUGUACGACGGCGGUUCGAGGGACGGAGGAGGAGAGCAUUGGGAAAAAUCCCGGGGCUUGUUCGGCGGCGGCCGCUGGUUCCCGUCGUUGCUCACCGUGGACAGAAUGGCUCGUAACGGCUCGGUAGACGACGCGUCCGCGCUCGCGUCGAGGAUGGCGCGAAGGCGACGGAGGAUAUACCGCGCGGGUCUGUGCGGCGCGGACGCGGCUUCUCGAUCCGUCGCGUCCGUCGGCGGCGAGACGGGUAGCGUCGUCGCGGCUCCAGUCGUCGGGGCGCUGAGGGCGGCGAGUCCUGCGCCGUGGUCCUGCCCCGAGCGACGCGCGGGGGACGCCGUGGCGCUCUUCGUCGACGUGGCAUCCGACGUGGCAUCUGCUGACGUGGCGGCCCCAACCAAUCGAUCGUCGUCGUGGUGUCCGGUUCGAGUUCCGCUUCCUUCCGGAGCGCCGACGGCGCACCUCUCUCGCGCGACGUGCGUCGCGUCGGCGGCCGCAACGGACGAGUACCCGUACCCGGCCGGUGACGCCGUGACGCUGCGAAUGGACGACGCGGAACGCGCGGACUUCGACGACAAGCGAUCGUUCCUCCGCGGGACGUGGGAGGAGAUGGUGUCGGCGAAGAGGAAGAUGUCGUUGGCGGUUGAGCUCGGUUCGGGUGAGCACGUCGACGGCUCGAGGGCGACGGCUAAGUUCCGCGGCGUGAGCUCGUUUCGCGAUUGCGUGCGCAAGUCGCUGGCGGUGAACCUGAAGGGCAAGACGUGGCGUCGGCUGUCGCCGGGCGCGGCGUCCGAUAAGUUCCUGCUCGUGUCCAUGUGCUACGACGAUCGGUAUCUGAAAACCGCUCGGGUGUUGAAGAUGGCCAAGGCUGUCGGCGCUUUUCCGCACGCCACGCCGCGGUACGUUCGUCUGCUCGUCGAAAACCGUCGCGAGGGGAAGGUCGAGAACCACGGCCUGUACCUGCUGAUGGCGGACCCGACGAGCGGCGUGACGGACGCCAAAGCGCGACCCGCCGCGGUGGUUCGCAGGCGCAACGACGCGUAUCGGUCGACGAGCGAAGAGAAGGGGAAACCCGACGUCAAGUUCCCGAAAGUUGACGGCCCGGGCGAGGACAUAGCGGACGCCCUGACCCUCGCCGAGUACGACAACGUCGCGCGCGUCGCGCUCACGUGCGAGCCCGAGGAGCGGUGUUUCGAUCAACUGGACCGCGUCCUCGACGUGAACCAAUACCUCCGCUGGCUCGCGCUGAUGACGUUUGUCGACUCGGGCGAUCACGUCGACGAGGCUUGGUUCUACGCCUCCGACACGGCGGCGCCCGAGUCCCUCAGCGCCGUGCGUUCGAACCUUAACGCGAAUAGCAACGACGUGGAGGUACCCCACACGGUACACGCGUCGUGGAGGUUCGAGACGCACGCGUGGGACCCCGACGAUUCGUUCCAGUCGUGCCACCACGGCGGCGAAAACGCGCUGCCCGACCCGCACGGGACUUUAAAGUGCGCGGAGGGGGACGUGGACAACGUGCUACUCCGGUCACGGGACGUGUACGCGCGGUACAUGGACUGGCUCGAGUGGACUUUGCGGUUCGGGAUGGAUCGACGAACGGCGACGCGGCUGGCGAAGGAGGCGACGGACGACUUGUUCGCGGUGCUAGCCGACGACGACACCGCGUUUGGGCUCGCCGAGCUGAGAGCGGCAAACUCGAGCGCGACGACGUCGGCGGAGAACGCCCGGGACGACAUACGCGCGAGCGGGGAGUGGUACUCGUGGCUGCUGGAGGAGCGGAGGAGGGUGCUGCUGCGUCGUGUCGGCGCGUGGCGGGAGAAAUCCGGGAUCCUCACGCCGCGAAUCGGCUUCUUCGCAAACUUCACCGAGAGAUUUCCGAGAACCGCGAUGAGUAGCGGCGCGGGCCCGUUAGAGCUCUCGUUCGAUGCGAGCGAGCGCGCGUACGACGCCGGACUUUUCCAGGAGCUGGCCCUCUCCGGCGUGAGACUGACGAACCGCGGGCGUGCACCCGCGCGGGUGUUCGACCCGGAAACCGGCGCAUCGCGCUUCGUCGUGAGAGUCGGCUUCGACCCGACGGUCGUGUAUCGGGGCCGGUCGUACGUCGCCCGUGCCGAGGAGUUUGCCGUGGCGUGCUGGAACGGGAGGGAUGUCGCGGAGGGGGGGAUAUAUAACGACCCGAUCGACGCGGCGCCGAGGUGCGACGUCAGAACCUCCGAGGACGCGCAGUACGUCGUUCGACCCUCGAUCGGUAACGCCACCGUCUCAAUCGGGUUCGAAAGCGUCCCGGGGCGAAAGUCCGGUACACUCGAUACAGGCGUCCUGUGCGGCGGGUGCGAGCUCGAGCUCGGGACGGUGUCGCUGCACCACACGCACUGGCUGGGGUUUGAGGACGGGAUCGUCGGUGAAAACGCGGACGGGACGCGCGCGUUCGCGUUCGAGUACGAGCGUAGCGACGAUUCGUAUCCGGCGAGGGGGGGCGGGAACGGUCGCGAACCGGGUUUGCCGCCGCGCGCGCCUCGUCGUCGUCGCCGCCGCGUCCGCGUCCGCGGGGAUCCUUGA
Messenger RNA from Micromonas commoda, 3756 nucleotides. RefSeq lists its product as hypothetical. The record is from RefSeq and is a predicted model, not a curated record. Bases 1 to 3756 code for a protein of 1251 amino acids. Lineage: Eukaryota; Viridiplantae; Chlorophyta; Mamiellophyceae; Mamiellales; Mamiellaceae. The transcript is spliced from 2 exons.